This is a messenger RNA of Hibiscus syriacus, 836 nucleotides long. RefSeq names its product 60S ribosomal protein L18a-like protein. Lineage: Eukaryota; Viridiplantae; Streptophyta; Magnoliopsida; Malvales; Malvaceae. The record is from RefSeq and is a predicted model, not a curated record. The transcript has 4 exons. Bases 160 to 621 code for a protein of 153 amino acids.
GAUUUUAGUUGUGAAGUGAAGAUGACAAACUGGUAGCUAGGCCGAGGCAGCUUCCUCAAUCUGAUCCCACCACUCAUAAAAACCAAAAAUCUUAACAUCAAGGUAAUCAUUCUCCCUUUUUCUAGCUGAUCCAUAAGCAUAUCCAAAAAGGAAAAAAAAAUGAGCGGUGACGAGAAAAACACAGCUGUAGUUGUAGAUCACCAGCAUAAUCAAUAUGGAACUUUCCAAGGAGUGGCCAACUACCCUCCUCCUCAACACCAUGGCCCCCCUGCUAUUGGGUUUCCCCAGCCUGUUCCGCCGCCUGGCCUCCAUCAGCUCUCUGCUCCUCCUCCUCAGUAUUAUUCUCAAGGUUAUCAAACCGUUCCAGGUUAUGCUGUUGCUGAAGGAAGACCUGUAAGAGAGCGUCGCCUACCAUGCUGUGGCUGUGGCCUUGGAUGGUUCCUGUUCAUCAUUGGUUUUUUCCUUGGGGCCAUCCCCUGGUACAUUGGAUUGCUGAUGCUACUCUGUGCGAGGGAGAGGAUGGACCACCGAGAGAAACCGGGAUAUAUUGCUUGCACAAUUGCUGCUGUUCUUGCUACAAUUGCAAUUGUCCUCGGUGUAACAAAGGGAAUCGACGACUGAUAAGUUAUUCCGAGCAGUGUAUAUGCCUUUUCUUGUAAGCUAUCAUUGUGAGAAUGUGUUAGAAGAAUCCGUGUGAACUACACAUAUAGUGAUGUUUGUUUAUCAUCAUUGCUCUUAUCGCAAUGCAGAUUGUUAAACUAUAACUUUCACAUAGAUUUAUAUUUAGCCAAAUAGAAAGUGCACAUUGUGUUGUGAUUGUGUUACAUGGUUUGCAA